This is a messenger RNA of Ictalurus punctatus (channel catfish), 3672 nucleotides long. RefSeq names its product selenocysteine insertion sequence-binding protein 2. Gene Ontology annotation, cellular component: ribonucleoprotein complex. Gene Ontology annotation, molecular function: selenocysteine insertion sequence binding; mRNA 3'-UTR binding; ribonucleoprotein complex binding. The record is from RefSeq and is a predicted model, not a curated record. The transcript has 18 exons. Lineage: Eukaryota; Metazoa; Chordata; Actinopteri; Siluriformes; Ictaluridae. The coding region runs from base 236 to 2569 and encodes 777 amino acids. Gene Ontology annotation, biological process: selenocysteine incorporation.
CUGCAGACUGAGAGAUGGCGCAGUAUUCAGAUUAAAUGAUUUUCUUUAGCGUGUUAGCUAACCAGGCUACCGUGUCUGGGUUUCUCAGUAAGACAGACAGGUUUUAGCUCACAACUGCAAGUCUAGCUAAAUAUUUGACAUGUAUAUUAAAGAUAAUAGCAGCCAGCUAGUCACGUGAACCAGCUGGCUGUCUUGCCAGCCUGAUAACGCCUGUGGAACAGAAACAUUCAAGACUAUGACCGACCCAACACAAACUAUCAAAAUGCAGGAAAGCGUGAGAAGACCCUUAUCACGAGAUCGACAGAGCUGGUCGUCUACUGAAAACUGGUUUGACAGAAGACGGCAGCCAGGAAGAACAGACAGUAGAGGUUACAGCGGACCAAAGGGACUCGUUUCCAGUAGCUUCCAGCAUCCAAGAGGGAGCAGGAGUCUCCACAAUGACCCCACCCAAAAGGGAGCCACAUCAGAGCUCACUGGAAAGCGAUCAACGCAAAAAUCUGAACCGCACAAUAAAAGAAGAAUAAAUGGAAGAUCAUCAGACACAACCAGAGGAGGUUAUAGAGGUACCAGACCUGCUCUAAAAUCCGAAGAGAGACCCACGUCUCAAGAGGUUGCGAAAAGUAGCACGUUUGAAGUGAAACUGUCUGAUUUUCCUGAGCUGAGUGACUUCAAGCCACUCGAAAGCCCUGAAGCUCGACUGUGCUGGGGUUCAAACAACUCGUCAGCUCUUCGUGAUUCACCAGCAGCCACCGUUAAGGAGACGUCAGGACAUAAAGGACCAAAACAGAAACCAAUACAGCACGUCACCUCAACAGAAAAGACUCCGCAGAAAUCGACUGCCACAGCAGGUGCAGAUACUGAGCUUGUGUUACCAAACCCUUAUGGAUCACCAGCAACCUCCUGGGCCAGCAUUGCCUCUCAGCCUCCUAAAGUCACGCAAAAGAGUCCUGCCGCGCAAGACACAUCCUCUCAGGAUGAUGUGUGUCAGGGAGAAGGUGAACAAACUGCGAAGAAGAAAAGGAAGAAAAAGAAGAAAUCUAAAGUAGUGUGUGAGAAUGGAGAGCAGGAGAUACACAAUAUGGCACUGAUACAGCAGGAGCCUCCCAAGUUUGAGGAUGAAGAGGAGUUUCCGGAUCUCUCUCUUGCUUCUGUUAAUCCAAGCAAAGGACCGAGGCGUUCGUCAAAUACCAGAAUACAGGAGAAUACUGGGACACCUGAGAAAGAUGGGUUGGUUCCGCAAUUUGAGAAUAUAAACAAAAGCAAAGCCAUUGACGCAAAGUCUGGGUCUGCUGUUUCAAAGAAAGUACAGCCAGUAGGUCAAAAGAAGAGCAAGGCACUUGUUCAGCUUGACCUAGGGGACAUGCUGAAAGUUCUGGAGCAGAAACAACAGUCUCAAAAGUCCAGACAAGAUGUUAAACCACUAACUCUUACAGUAGGAGGAGCCCUACCAGUUGUCCACAAGGACCCAACAGCUCAAAAGAAGCAUUCAUGGCAGCAAGAGAGGAUAGCACACAACCCUUUGGAUUCCACCUGCCCUUUAGUGAAAAAGGGAAAACAGCGAGAGGUGCCUAAAGCUAAAAAGCCUACACCUCUUAAAAAAGUCAUUUUAAAGGAGAGAGAAGAAAGGAAACAGAACCGCUUGCUAGAAGAAAGAGAUCCGACACGAAUGACUAGUGAAGCCACUCAAGAGCCACAAGCCAGUGAGAAUCUUUCUGAGAGCAAUUCAGCGCAGCACUGUCCUGAACCAACAAGUGACCAGAGUGGUGCUGAGGAGGCUGAUCAAACAGGUUCACCUGAAGACCCGAAGAACCUUGAAGAAGAUAGCGCGCCGUCUAAAAACUGGGAUUCAAAUUCCAACCCCAGUCGUCCGAAAAUCCAUAGCAGGAAAUUCAGAGACUACUGCAGCCAGAUGCUAAGCAAGGAUGUAGACGAGUGUGUGACUGUUCUGCUGAAGGAGCUGGUCAGGUUCCAGGACCGGCUUUACCAGAAAGAUCCCAUGAAGGCCAGGAUGAAGAGGCGGCUGGUCAUGGGUCUCAGGGAGGUGCUGAAACACCUAAAGCUCAGGAAAGUCAAGUGUGUCAUCAUCUCUCCCAACUGUGAACGUGUACAGUCUAAAGGUGGUCUCGAUGAAGCUCUACACACAAUCAUUGAUACAUGUCUGGAACAAGAUGUUCCUUUUGUCUUUGCCUUGUCAAGGAAGGCUUUGGGUCGCUGUGUGAACAAAGCCGUUCCCGUCAGUCUGGUGGGCAUCUUCAACUACGAUGGAGCACAGGACCAUUACCACAAAAUGAUUGAGCUCACAUCACAGGCAAGGAAAGCCUAUGAGAUGAUGGUUUCCAACCUUGAGGAGAGUGUACAGAAGGAGCCGGGAGAGGAGAAUGAGACACAGCAGCUAAUGGAGCCGCCAUUAGACACCCCGGAGGCAGAAGAACCAGAAUACAUUAAAGUUUGGAAGAAAAUGCUGGAGAAAGACUACAACCACCAAUUCCUGCCUUUCGAGGAGCAGUUUGCUUCAGUGACCAUCAGCGCAGAUUCAGACAACCAUCUGCAUGACCUUGGAGGAAGCUGAUCAUUCACUAAUGGAAUAAAGAUUUGUGAAUAAGGGGGUAUAACGAUACACAAAAUUCUAAUUUGAUACAACGCGAUACAGUGGUGUCUCAUUAUGAAUCAUGUAUCAAUACAACAAAUGUAAGCAUUGUGUGAAUAUGUGCCUUAGAUUUCCAUUUGAUUCAAACAUUCAACAUUAUUGAAUUCACAUUAUGUGAAUAAUGACAGUGGUUGUGUGAUCCAUGCAGAUUCUCAGCAGCAUAUAAUAAAACAAAAGCUGUGAAUUAGAAUGUAACAAAAUGAACACGUGUCUAAUUAAACAUUAGCUGUCGGGCCAAGCUGGGAAGACUCCCAAGUGGGCGUGUCUGAACUAAAGCACUGGGUUUUUAUUUAUUAUUUAUUUUUAAAAUCCUCGUCGUGUUUUCAUUCCCCUUUUUUAACUCCUUAUGCUAUCAGUCAAAGGCGAGUAGCUCCCUGUAGCACUAGGCUAGACGUGUUUAUGAAUCCUGCAUUCUCCACCACCGACACAGAAGGAUGAUGUCGAAUGUGUUUGUAGUGAAAACAGUCCACAUCUCCCUGUCCGUCAGCGUUAUAACUUACAGGGAAGCCAAAGUGCUCCUGUAAAAGACUUGGGGGAAAUUUUCACAGCCCUUGCUGCUUUUCUUGAAAUAAUAUGCUAGUACGCAAUUAAGUGUAUUAACUUGUGAAAAAUAGUGUACUUAGGAUAAGCACACUAUUGAUUUUAGAUAAAGCGGAAGCAAUUUUUUCAGAGGAGGGAGUAAAAAAAAUUAUUACACCUCAUAAUGUAAGCAUUAUUUUAGGAGAAAUAGCCUACUUUUAUUAUGUAGCAUGUUGAAUGUAUUUUUCAAUACACAGACGUAUCGAUUCGAGAGACUUGUAUCGAAUUAUAUGAUGCGAUGCACCAUAUCGUUACACCCCUACUUGUGAAUUAAUUAAACACGAUCACAUGAUCUUGAAUAUUUUUGUCGAUUUAAAUGUUUACAAAUUUGCACAAGAAAAUAUGAAAACCUGUCUUAUAAGUAAAUGAAGUAUCACUGCCUCUAAAUUAAUGUAGCCGAUGAGCAACUUGUUUUCAAUUCCCAUUAAAAUAUUUAGAUAAAACAA